AUGGUAUAGUAUCAACAGCAGUAUUAUAAUGGAGGUGAUAUGUUCUAUCCUUAAGCUUAGUUAACUUAAGAUAUAUAAAUGCAGUCUUAACCUUAUACUCAAUAAUAGCUAUCAAAUUAGUAGUAUCAAUAUUACUAGCAGCAGUAGUAACAACUUUAUUAGGGAUCAAUGAUGCCGAAUAAUCUAGAUACCAGCCAAUAUAUGCAAAUGUUUCUAAAUUAAUAAUAACAUUAGCAAAAUUCAGUCUUUACCUAAAGCACUCUACCUUAAUCAACUAUAUAGCAACCAUAGGCAACUUAAGUGUCAUAAUAGUAGCCUUACAUUCAAAUAGUAAAUUAGACUAUUAAUUAGACCAUUCCAAAUAUCAACAUUAGCCCUAUCAUUACUAAUUUAGAUAUUGCAGUAGAUCAACAACCUUCUUAAGUAUGGGUUCCUUAGAAGAAGCCCCUAAGUUUGUAAGAAUAAAAGAGAUAGGAGAGAAUCAAAUAGAUCCAAAAAUAUAUAGAAGAAAAAAAUGAGAAGAACUUUAUAUCAAAAGCUGAUAAGAUGUUUUAAAAACUUAGCAAAAUUGCAAUUAAGACCAAAGAUUCAUUAAGAGGAGUAGGAUCAUUAGAAUUAAAUUUCAUUCAUGAUUUAGAGCAGUAGAAAUAAAGAAUCAGACAUUCUAAUAAGCUAGGUUAGGACAUUGAAAAAAUAACUAAUACAAUUGAAUUAAAUAAAUACAGAUUUUCACUACGAAUGAGUAUGAAUGAUCUAAUAUGUGAAAAAAGACCAAGUAUACAGAAAAAUGGUAAGAUGUCCAAGUAUUCUUAAUUGACUUAUAAAUUAAACUUGAUAAGUCCGUUCAAACCAAAGAAAGACAGGAAAAAGAAACCCUUAUUCUAUGUAAGUGAUCAUUGCUAUUUGAGGCUGACUUCAAACCUGAUAAAUCAAUAUGCAUACUGUGGAGAUAAUUUUGAGUAAAAUAUUUUUGUUCUUGAUGGCAUAAGACUUAAAAUAAUCUCUAAAGAUAAUCUAUUAUUUAAAUUCAAUAAGAACUAUAGCAAAAUUUACAAUGAAAAAGAUGAACUUAAUUUUGAUAUAGAUAUGGACUAAGACUUAGAAAUAGCACUUUAAGAAAAUGAAAUUGCUUUUUAGAAUUAAAAAUCAAAUGAUUUAAAUGCCAAUGAACAUAUAAAUGCUAUUCCUAAUGUGAUUCCUUCAGUCAAAGACCUCUAAGAGUUAUAGGAACUUUCAUCUUACAGGAAUUAGCAUCAAUAAAUGAAACCUAUAUCACAAGUGCUUUAAUAUAGACUAUAAAAAGACUUGCAACCGUCUUUAGAAAAGAGAAAUCCAUAAAAUGAAUUAAUGAAGUUAUAUACUAUAGAAGAAAUGUUUAAAUCUUUAAAGGCUGAUUAAAUUCCCACUAUUUGUGGUGUUCUUUAAAACCUCAAACUAAUAUCUGAAUCAUAUGAAGAUUUACCAGAUGCCUAAACAAAAAAUAAGUUAGAUCAUCUGAGACAUACAUAUUCUGGGGAAUUGUUGAGUAUCCUAGAUGAAAAUAUAAUCACAAUAAUUCUGAUUGAGGAGGGAUUUUCUAACAUUACUUAGAAUUUGCUGAUUGGACCUACCAUAGUAGUGCUGCAUUACCCAAAAAGAUAACUUUCUAGCAAUUUGGAAAUAUAUUUAGAGACUAAGAUAAAUGAAUAGAGUAUCCAUAUUAUUGCAAAUCCUGAGUAGAACUUUUUAUCACCAAAGCAAUGCAUAUAAGAUUUUAAGGACUAAUAAUUAACUAUGAUUAAUUAUAUAUCACCUGAGAUUAUAACGAGAAAUCAACUCUUAAUUAAAGCAAGGAUAAUUGAUAUAAACUUUAUCAAAUUCGAGUUUGUUUGCUAAUUAUGUAAGGGAGGAACCCUACUUUCCUCAGCGAAAUGUAUAAACUCCUGUAGCAGACCAAGACCUUUGAUGAAGAUAAAUAUGAGAUGCACAAUCAAAGAUGAACAUGACGGAGAGGCCUUUAUCUCUCUGAAUGAUGAGAGAUGCUGCAAAGUUUUUGGCAUAGAUUACUAUAAUAUCGAUACAUUUAAGGAUUAUUUCUUCACACAUGGAGUCUUUUACUAUAAAUCAUACUAGAAGUUUACAGCGGAAUAUGGAGCAGUACUUGAGUUCUUCAAAAACUCUCAAACUUAGAAAUAAUACAUAUUCCUAUGUGUACCUUAUUGCAAAGUAGGCUAUGAUGAACUAUCCCUAUUCAGCUAGACUUGCAAUUAAGACAAAUUAAUUGGCAUGAUAAAGAGAUGUCUAAGACUUAAGUCAACUGAGUAAGCUUUACACAAGGAUAUUUAAGAUGAAUUUAACAAGCAGUUGGAGAAGUAUCAAAUGCAAAAGCAAGUAUUUGUAAAUGGAGAAAUCAGAGAAGCUAUUGAUUUUUCAAACAAAAAGGUCCUUAGAUCGUUCAUAUGCUUGAAAGGAGUUAAGAUCAUUGAUGAGAAGAAAUAAUAAAGUAGUAAUAAUAAGAAAAAGAACAUAGCACUAAAUUUUGGCAAAGAAGCAUUUAAUGAGUUAUAUUCUAAGUAUAAUUGA
Molecule: messenger RNA, 2562 nt
Organism: Stylonychia lemnae
Lineage: Eukaryota; Ciliophora; Spirotrichea; Sporadotrichida; Oxytrichidae
Source: the annotation of a GenBank genome assembly